AUGCCAAGAAAUUCGAGCUCGAAAAUUAAGAACAAUGAACAACCAUUUGAAUCAAAAGAUUUCUUAACACCUACAGGUUAUAUCAAAGCAGUUGAACUAUGUGAAAGUGACUCUGAACUAAUUGGUUGUCUAUGCAAAGAAAUGGACGAUAUUCAUAUUGAUAUUUGGAGGAGCCUAUUAUCCUCUAGAAAUAUGUUCGAACCAGUAAAAUAUAUAUUUUCUUUUUGGGAGUAG
Molecule: messenger RNA, 234 nt
Organism: Rotaria socialis
Lineage: Eukaryota; Metazoa; Rotifera; Eurotatoria; Philodinida; Philodinidae
Source: the annotation of a GenBank genome assembly